CUGUUUGUAUUUCUCUUAUGGUGUUUAUGGGAUCUCGAAAAAUCAUUUUUCAUAAAAGUGACAGGUGAGGUUAGAAGAGUGGCUAAUCACUGAGAGAACUACACCUGUAAAGUGUGUAACCUACGAAUAUUAUCGUAUGAUUCAUACUAAAUAUAUCUAUAUAGAGAGAGAGAGAGAAAGAUUUCAGCUCCAACUUCCAACGAGACUGCGUGUGGUAUCCUUAUAGAUUGGCUGCAAUAUUACCCUUUUUCAUUUUUGAAGUAUCGUUUGAAAUUGAAGUACAAUGGCACUUUCCUUCAGGGAAGAAAGAGAUACCUUUGGAGCCAUUCAAGUUCCCUCCGAGAAAUUAUGGGGAGCACAAACUCAAAGAUCGUUGCAGAACUUCGAUAUCGGUGGGCCCCGCGAACGCAUGCCCGAACCCAUCAUUCGCGCCUUUGGCGUCUUGAAGAAAUGCGCUGCUAAGGUGAACAUGGAGUAUGGUCUUGAUCCCAACGUCGGAGAAGCAAUAAUGCAAGCAGCACAAGAAGUAGCCGAGGGAAAACUAAACGACCAUUUUCCUCUCGUUGUAUGGCAAACUGGGAGUGGCACUCAAAGUAACAUGAAUGCUAACGAGGUUAUUGCAAACCGAGCAGCAGAGAUUCUUGGCCAUAAGCGUGGUGAGAAGUUUGUGCACCCAAAUGACCAUGUCAAUAGAUCACAGUCUUCUAAUGAUACAUUCCCAACUGUAAUGCACAUUGCAGCCGCAACGGAAAUAAACUCAAGACUGAUCCCCAGCCUUAAAACGUUACACGAUACUCUAAACUCAAAGUCAGUUGAAUUUAAAGAUAUUGUCAAGAUUGGACGCACUCAUACUCAAGAUGCAACACCUUUGACUCUUGGACAAGAGUUUAGUGGAUAUACUACACAAGUGAAGUACGGUAUUGAUAGAGUAAUUGACACUUUGCCACGCAUGUAUCAGCUUGCCCAGGGUGGUACAGCUGUAGGGACUGGAUUGAAUACCAAGAAGGGGUUUGAUGCCAAGAUAGCAGCAGCAGUAGCUGAGGAAACAAAUCUGCCUUUUGUCACGGCAGAAAAUAAGUUUGAGGCCUUGGCUGCCCAUGAUGCUUUUGUUGAAACUAGUGGAGCCCUUAACACUGUUGUGGCUUCAUUGAUGAAGAUUGCUAAUGAUAUACGGUUAUUGGGAAGUGGUCCACGCUGCGGUCUUGGGGAGCUCAUUCUUCCUGAAAACGAACCAGGAAGCAGUAUUAUGCCUGGGAAGGUUAACCCGACCCAGUGUGAGGCUUUGACGAUGGUGUGUGCACAGGUCAUGGGAAACCAUGUUGCAAUCACAGUGGGUGGAUCAAAUGGUCAUUUUGAGCUCAAUGUGUUCAAGCCAAUGAUUGCCAAUUGUCUCCUGCAUUCGCUGAGACUGCUUGGAGAUUCGUCUGCUUCCUUUGAAAAGAAUUGUUUGAGAGGUAUUCAAGCUAAUAGGGAAAGAAUUUCAAAAUUACUGCAUGAGUCACUUAUGCUUGUCACAUCCUUAAACCCAAAAAUCGGUUAUGACAAGGCAGCAACAGUUGCCAAGACAGCUCACAAAGAGGGGACUACUCUUAAGGAAGCUGCAUUGAAACUCGGAGUGCUCUGCUCUGAAGAUUUUGACAAGCUUGUGGUACCUGAGAAAAUGCUUGGACCAUCUGAUUGAUUGGCUCGAAUGUUUUGUUCUUAUAAUUCCUUGUUUCAUCAUCGGCUCCAUUGAAGUAUUAAGUAUUAUUUAUACGAAAGCAAAAAGCUUAUAUACAUAUAUCCUAGAACAAUGCACCAAAGACCUUAGGGUCAAGGUUUAUAAAAUUGUGGUUAUGAUUGCAGAUGCGAUUAUCGCGAUUGUGGUUAUUGCAGCAGCUACAGCGGGAAAUAAUCUUAUGUUUGUACCUGAUACUAAAAACAUGUAAUUCUUUAUGUACCUUUUAUUUAGAAUGUUAUAUAAACUUCUUCUUUUUUUUUAA
Molecule: messenger RNA, 1982 nt
Organism: Glycine soja
Lineage: Eukaryota; Viridiplantae; Streptophyta; Magnoliopsida; Fabales; Fabaceae
Product: fumarate hydratase 1, mitochondrial
Exons: 17
Coding region: 284-1681 (465 amino acids)
Biological process (GO): tricarboxylic acid cycle; fumarate metabolic process; malate metabolic process
Cellular component (GO): mitochondrion; tricarboxylic acid cycle heteromeric enzyme complex
Molecular function (GO): fumarate hydratase activity
Source: RefSeq, a predicted model, not a curated record